GCUGAUCAUGAGCUGAUAUUCGAGCGGACUAACAUAAAGUGUUGGUAGAUUUUUCCAUUUAAAAGAGCAUCUCUUUGUGAGUCGAUUCAUCAAAGUGACCAAUCUCUGGUGUACGACAUUCUCCCAAAUUCCCAGGUGUAAAAGCAAAGAAUGGACAAGGAGUCUCGAACCUCCAGAUCGACAGCACCACUUCCUUCGGUUUUGAAAUCUCAUGGACGAUAUCAGGAGCCUGGGACUACUACGUCAUUACUGCCUAUCUAGGAUCUGGUGAGGAAUCCCCUGGAUAUCCUAUGAACACCACCUCAACGUCUGCACAACUGAUCCAUCUUUUCCCUGAUACAGCUUACGAUAUUCAGGUACAACCUAAACUGAACAAUGGAGAAGAAGGCCAACUGGACACAACAUCUGGCACAACUGAUGUCUCCCGCAUAGAGGUGACGGUAAACAGCAAAACCUUUAUCAGUGUUGCUUACACCUUGCCCGAGGACGAGCCGUCUUCCAAUCAGCAAAUAAGACUUGGUCAUUUCGGAAGUACAUUGCAGACUUUUGGUAAUCAGCCAGUAAAUAAUAUGGGGAACGUCCUCUUCCCUUCAUUUCCCGCUGUCUCACCGGGAGAUCUACUGUAUGCAUCAAAUGCUCCAUCGGAUGAACCGACCAACUACUUGAAUGAGAUCCACUUCAGAUAUCAUCCAAAUCCCCCCCAGAAUGUCAUGGUAAAUCCAUCGUCAUGCGAUGCUUUUGAAGUGACCUUCGACCUUCCAGCAACUGGUGGCAACUAUGACGGAUUUAAGAUCCGUGUCAACGACGAAGUGCGGGAGACUCUGAUGGGCAGUGCCAAGACGUCAGUGAUCAUCAACGGUUUGGCCCCAAAUACGCCGUAUACGUUCAAUGUGACGUCUUUUGUGGGUAUCGGUGGGGAUGAAGCAGAAAGCGAAAUCUUCAGUGACACCAGAAUUCUAGGUCAAUACGACAACAACGAGCCCUACGUCUCCAGCACCAGCAACACCAAUCUUCAAGUCAACUGGCUGGAUGCUGCCACCAACGGUCAGCAAGUGUGUCUGAAGGAACUCUGCAGCAACCUACGAGGUGACACACCCAUGUGUCUCCCAACCAACCAGACGUGCCCGCUGUUCUACACCUUCGAGGGGCUGGUACCCGGCAGGAGAUACGUGGUCUACGUGGAAUACAAUGACGGGACAGUGGAGGAUGUCAUUUUCACGCAAACAAAACCGAACCCUCCAGAGUCCCUCAGCGCUACUGCUCUUGGUUCCGAUGAGAUUAGAGUCCUCCUCUCCCCACCCCAGGGAGAGUUUGACGGUUACGAGCUCUCCUUCUCUCCUUCCACUGGCGGUCCCAUCUUGCUCGAACCAGACACGCGGGAGCAUCUCCUGGACAACCUCCAAAGUGAUACUACGUACAACAUCCAGGUGUUUGCUUAUAGUGGAGGCAAUGGACAACGGCUAGAGGGUGAUGCGAUCUCAACAACAGCCACUACUGAUGAAGAAAUUCUUGUUGCUACAAACAUCAAGACCAAUCAGAUCAUCGUCUUGUGGUCAGCGGAGAUGCUUGAUGUCAACUCCUUUCAGACUUUCAGACUCUCGUACUCCUCGAUGGAGUCUGAUUCAAUCCUCAUCCCCAAAGACGCCAUGUCUACCAGCAAUGAGUACGGCCAUUCAGUCACAGACCUAGUACCAGGAGAUCUUGUCACGUUCAACCUUGAGACUGUCACGUUAAGUGGCCAGGCUACUUUAGUAGACACCAUCGUCCGCCGAACAAGUGAGUUCAAUACAAAAAAAACACCAAAAUAGUCUAUUUUUUCUUCAUACAUGUAGCUAUUCAGUUUGUAUAAAAACUUAUCAAAAGUAUCAAAUUUGUGUGUGUUUAUGAAAGAAAA
Molecule: messenger RNA, 1894 nt
Organism: Strongylocentrotus purpuratus (purple sea urchin)
Lineage: Eukaryota; Metazoa; Echinodermata; Echinoidea; Camarodonta; Strongylocentrotidae
Product: fibronectin-like
Exons: 7
Coding region: 291-1808 (505 amino acids)
Molecular function (GO): protein binding
Source: RefSeq, a predicted model, not a curated record